Molecule: messenger RNA, 1686 nt
Organism: Acanthamoeba castellanii str. Neff
Lineage: Eukaryota; Discosea; Longamoebia; Acanthamoebidae
Product: glucose6-phosphate isomerase
Exons: 11
Coding region: 1-1686 (561 amino acids)
Biological process (GO): glucose 6-phosphate metabolic process; glycolytic process; gluconeogenesis
Cellular component (GO): cytosol
Molecular function (GO): glucose-6-phosphate isomerase activity; monosaccharide binding; carbohydrate derivative binding
Source: RefSeq, a predicted model, not a curated record
AUGGAGCAGCAGAACGUGCGUCUCGUGGAGAAGGAGGUGUGGAAGGCACUGGCCGCGCACAGGGAAGAGCAAAAGGCGAAGCAGGUGCACAUGCGCGACCUGUUCGCGCAGGACCCCGAGCGUUUCAGGCGCUACUCGUUCGAGUGGAACGACGGCGCCCUGCUGCUCGACUACUCCAAGAACAUCAUCACCGACGACACGCUCCGCCUCCUCCGCCAGCUCGCCGCCGACUGCGACAUCAAGGGCUGGACCGAAAAGAUGUUCAACGGCGAGAAGAUCAACUUCACCGAGAACAGGCCGGUGCUGCACGUCGCGCUGCGCAAUCGCUCCAACCGCGCGAUCAUGGUCGACGGCGAGGACGUGAUGCCCGCCGUGAACAAGGUCCUGCAGCAGAUGAAGGAGUUCACCAACUCGAUCCGCUCGGGCGAGUGGAAGGGCUGGACCGGCAAGGCCAUCACCGACGUGGUCAACAUCGGCAUCGGUGGUUCGGACUUGGGUCCGCUGAUGGUGUGCGAGGCGCUCAAGCCCUACGCGAACGGCAAGCUCAACGUCCACUUUGUGUCCAACGUUGAUGGCACGCACAUUGCGGAGGCGGUCAAGAGGCUCAAUGCUGAGACGACGCUCUUCAUCGUGGCCUCGAAGACUUUCACCACGCAGGAGACCAUCACCAACGCCAACUCGGCGCGGGACUGGCUGCUCAAGUCGCUGAACGCUCCCAAGGACGCGGUGGCCAAGCACUUCGUUGCUCUGUCCACCAACGAAGAGGGGGUCACCAAGUUUGGCAUCGACAAGGCCAACAUGUUCGCCUUCUGGGAUUGGGUUGGCGGGCGCUAUUCCCUCUGGUCGGCCAUUGGCUUGUCGAUCGCCACUUACAUCGGUUUUGAGAACUUUGAGGAGCUGCUCACCGGUGCCCACGAGAUGGACGAGCACUUCCGCACCGCGCCCAUUGAGCAGAACCUGCCCAUCACUCUCGCCGUGCUCGGCGUACAACAACUUCUUUGGCGCCGAGACGCAUGCCAUCCUGCCUACGAUCAGUACAUGCACCGCUUCCCCGCCUACUUCCAGCAGGGAGACAUGGAGAGCAACGGCAAGGGUGUCGACAGGCAGGGCAACAGGAUCAACAACUACUCGACUGGUCCCAUCAUCUGGGGUGAGCCUGGCACCAACGGCCAGCACGCGUUCUAUCAGCUGAUCCACCAGGGCACGAAGCUCAUCCCGGCCGACUUCCUGGCCCCCAUCGAGACCCAGAACAAGGUGGGCAACCACCACAUGAUCCUGCUCUCGAACUUCUUCGCCCAGACCGAGGCCCUCAUGCGCGGCAAGACCGAGCAGGAAGCUCGUGCUGAGCUCGAGAAGGCCAAGAUGUCCGCCUCGGCGAUUGAAUCCCUUCUGCCUCACAAGGUGUUCCUGGGCAACAGGCCCACCAACUCGAUUCUGUUCCCCAAGCUCACGCCCCGCGCCCUCGGCUCGCUGAUCGCUCUCUACGAGCACAAGAUCUUCACCCAGGGCAUCAUCUGGAACAUCAACUCCUUCGAUCAAUGGGGCGUGGAGCUGGGCAAGCAGCUGGCGCAGGGCAUCCAGAAGGAGCUCGACACCGACGCGGAGGUGGUGUCGCACGACGCCUCCACCAACGGGCUCAUCAACUACUACAAGACCUACCACAAGCAGCACGGCGCCAAGCUCUGA